Adineta ricciae is the source of this 2478-nucleotide messenger RNA. Lineage: Eukaryota; Metazoa; Rotifera; Eurotatoria; Adinetida; Adinetidae. The record is from the annotation of a GenBank genome assembly.
AUGUCAGAAUCAAAUCUCGAUAAAUUAAUACCAACGAAACAUGGCUGGCAUGUAGGUUUUAAUAAGCAGUUCGACGGACGAUGGAAACCAUUCGGACGACCAAGAGCAAGACAAUUAGUCGAAUAUGUGCCAUUAUUUAUGAGGUAUCUUCGAGUAUGGUACAGGUUAAAACGUGCAAAGCGACGGGCUCAUAUGGACUUUCUUAAUCCAGUACCGCUUCAACAAAUCUAUGGUGCACCGAUCGGUGGAUUAGGUUGUGGAACAAUUGGUCGAGGUUUUCGAGGAGAGUUUUGUCGCUAUCAACUUGUACCCGGUCUCUACGAAUUUCAAGUUGUCGAAGCUAAUACAUUUACCGUUUGUGUACGGCGUCGAAAUAUGACAACCUAUUGUCAAGUAUUAACACCGCAUCGUCUGAGAAAAAAAGGUUUCCGCUCAUGGAAUGCCGCAUUUCCAGCUGAGAACGGUCGAUAUCAAGCUCUAUAUCCUCAGUCAUGGACGACAUACGAUUUGCCUGGUCAAAAUAUUCGAUUAUUGUGCAAACAAUUAUCACCAGUUAUUCCGCACAACUACAAAGAUUCGUCGUUUCCGGUGGCUUCAUUUCUUUGGUAUAUCGAAAACUUGAACGAUGAACCUGUAGAAGUUAGUCUGAUGUUCACAUGGCAAGCUGGUUCUGCUUCACAAGAAUUUGUAUGUCGAGAUAUUUCACAUCAAACAAUCAAUGCUUCUCAAGAUGAUAUCACCGCUGUUGGUGUAACAAUUCAACAAGUGCUACGUGAAAUGAAUCUGGAAUAUUGCAUCAUGGGCAAAAAAGAAAUCGAUAAUACGAUUACAACACGAACGAAUUUCAAUGUCGAUUCAGAUACUGCUGGACGUGACAUAUGGACGGAUUUGACUGAAGACGGUCGAUUAACAGAACCUAAUACAACAAUACGAUCGGCAGGACUUCAUUCAGCUAGUUGUGUUUGUAUUACAGCUACCAUUGCACCGAAAUCUAUCAAAACAUCUGAGUUUGCUCUGGCUUGGCACAUGCCACGAAUCAAAUUUGGUCUUGGACAAAAGUUAUACUCGAAAUGGUAUACAAAAUUCUUCGAGAAAGAAGAACUGACUGGUUCUACGCUUUGCAUUUAUACGAUGCAACAUCGCACGACAUGGGAAGAAGAUAUUGCCAAAUGGCAACAACCGAUUCUAAAUGACCAAUCCUUGCCAGACUGGUACAAGAGUGCUAUAUUUAAUGAAUCAUAUUUCAUUGCUGAUGGCGGAACAGUUUGGUUGGAUGUCAGUGAUGAUCAUACUCUACCUGAACAUAUCAGAAAGUGGGGCCGAUUUGGUUAUUUAGAAGGUCACGAAUAUCGCAUGCUCAAUACAUAUGAUGUCCAUUUCUAUGCAUCAUUUGCGCUAAUUCAACUUUGGCCAGAGUUGGAAUUAAGCAUUCAAUAUGAUUUUACUAAUACAAUUACUUAUGAAAAACUUGAAUCCCGCGUAUAUUUGUAUCACGGCCGAGCAUCUCACUGGAAAACCUUACAUUCUGUUCCACAUGAUCUUGGUGAUCCAGAUGAAGAGCCGUGGUUACUUAUUAACGCAUAUAUAUCUCAUGACACAGCAGAUUGGAAAGAUCUUGGAUUGAAAUAUCUUCUUCAAGUUUAUCGAGAUUACAUCUAUACGAAAAAUACGGCAUUUCUCAAUCAUGUAUGGCCAACAAUCAAACAUGUUACUGAUCGAAUCAAAACACAGGAUGUCGAUGGAGAUGGAUUAAUUGAUAACGGUGGAUUUGCUGACCAGACAUACGAUGCUUGGACAGUGGUUGGAGCAAGUGCUUAUUGUGGUGGACUCCAUGUCGCUGCUCUUCGUGCUUGUGUGGAGAUGGCGCGAAUCAUGGGAGAUACCAAUGCUGUCAAUGAAUACGAAGCAUGGCUUACCCAAGCCAAAAAAUCCUAUUCAGAAAAGCUCUGGAAUGGCAAAUAUUAUAAUUACGAUUCAAGUGCAUCACGUCAUCAUGAUAGUAUUAUGUCUGAUCAGUUAGCCGGCUUUUGGUAUCUACGCUUAUCCGGUCAUAAGUAUGAGGAUUUCGAAAAAGAACGAGUCGAAAGUGCGUUGAAUACGAUCUUCAAUACGAAUGUGAUGACAUUUGGAGGCGGUAAACUCGGCGCUGUAAACGGAAUGACUAGUUCAGGACAAUUGGAAAUUGUCAGCAUGCAAUCCGAGGAAAUCUGGACUGGUGUGACAUAUGGCUUAUCAUCGACGAUGAUUAUGGAAAACUUCAAAACGCAAGCAUUUCUCACUUCUGAAGGGAUCUAUAAUACGUGUUAUAACGUAGCUGGAUUAGCUUUUCAAACUCCUGAAGCAUUGAUGCGAGAUUGUCGAUUUCGAUCGGUUGGAUACAUGCGUGCAUUAUGUAUCUGGUCGAUUCAAAAAGCACUUGCACUAUCGCGUCUCGAACAAGAAAACGGUCAACAGGCCAACCUGGAUGACUCUCAAUAG